Molecule: messenger RNA, 1260 nt
Organism: Pneumocystis jirovecii RU7
Lineage: Eukaryota; Fungi; Ascomycota; Pneumocystomycetes; Pneumocystales; Pneumocystaceae
Product: translation initiation factor eIF2B subunit delta
Exons: 6
Coding region: 1-1260 (419 amino acids)
Source: RefSeq, a predicted model, not a curated record
AUGGAAAUUAAAAUGACUGAUGGAAAUGUUCAGAAGAAUUCUUUAACAAAAGAAAUGAAAGUAAAAUUGAAAAUGGAAAAAAAUCUUAGAAAUUCUUGUAAAAAUUUCCCUGAAGGCUUUGAAAAGAAAGAUUUUCCUUAUUCAAUUAACAAUAAUGAAGACUCUAGUAAAAAACAGUUAAAAAGUUUUCAGUUAGCUCAUAACAAUGAGAUUGUGUUUAAUAAGCAAGUUUUUUUAUUUAACCAUUUGGAUGGGAAUAGAAGAAUUAAUACCCAAGGGACAUCUAAGGAUAUACAUCCUAUAAUUCUAGCAUUGGGUUUACAAUAUUCUGAAUUCAAAAUAUGUGGGUCUAAUGCCAGAUGUAUUUUUAUGUUAAAUUCAUUUAAGCAGGUAAUUCAGGAUUAUCAUACGCCGGCAGGAACUACAUUACAGCGUCAUUUGCAAUCAUACAUUAAUCUUCAUAUUGCCCAUCUUGUUUUAUCAAGACCUCUUAGUGUUAGUAUGAGGAAUGCUAUAAGGUUUUUAAAGUUAGAAAUAUCAAAUUCGAGUAUAGAUCUUGCAGAAGAUGAGGCAAAAAAUCUUCUUAUAAAACGUAUAGAUCGUUUUAUUAGAGAUAGAAUUACUGUUGCAGAUCAAGUUAUUAUUGCUGCUGGACAAAAUAAAAUUAAUAAUGGCGAUGUUAUUUUAAUUUAUUCAAGAUCCUCUAUUGUUGAGCAAGUACUUAUAGAAGCUUAUCAACGCCACAAGUUUUUUCGUGUGAUCGUUGUAGACUCGCGUCCAGGUUUUGAAGGGAAAGAAUGUGUUCAUAGGCUUUCAAAAGUUGGUAUAAUUUCAACUUAUUUAACUAUUUCUUCUCUUUGUUAUAUUAUGAGAGAGGUUACAAAAGUGUUUUUAGGUGCACAUGCCAUGUUAUCCAAUGGUGCUCUAUAUUCUCGAGUUGGUACAUCUAUUGUGGCUAUGACAGCAAAAGAUAAUAAUAUACCGGUUAUUGUAUUUUGCGAAUCUUAUAAGUUUACAGAUAGAGUUCAAUUAGAUUCUUUUGUAAAUAAUGAAUUAGGUCCAAUUGAUAAUUUAAUUGAUAUUUCUUGCGAUAAUUGUUCUAAUUCAGGUCCUUUAUCAUCAUGGUAUGAGCUUGCUAAUUUAAAACUUCUUAAUUUAAUGUAUGAUGUGACACCUGCAAAGUUUAUAAAUGUAUGUGUUUCUGAAAUGGGUUUAUUACCUUCUACAUCAGUAUCAAUUUUAGUUCAUGAAUUUAAAUAG